GAGCUGUCUGUGUGCGCGCUCCCGGCUGCUGUCAGUGAGUCUCAGGUCGGGCACACGAUGCAGCCUCUCCCCUCCUCAGCCUGAAGGAUGGGGGGUCCGCGGCCAGUGGGGGCCCUACUGGGGCCCAUCCUCUACUGCUGGGUGUUACUAGCCCGGGGGGCCACCGCCAGACCAGGUGACCAUUGUCGAACGAUUGAUUGUGCUCUGCAGAUGAGAGAACACUGUCCCAGUGGGUCCGAUGUAUGUGGUCCUUGUCUUCAGGGACUAACAGAAUCCAGUGAUGGAAAAUGCCUGGAAACGUCUCCAAAAGACAAAAACACUAUUCCAAAUAUAGAAGCAGAAAUUGACUAUUUAGCUUCCAUGAUUGCAAACCAGGAUCCCAAUAAACUUCAGCUGGCUGAUGGAGUUAACACCACAAACUCACCGCCUCCCCCUGACGUAAUGCCAUCGGUAAAGGACAGAAGACAUCCCGGUGCCACAUUGGUCCCCGAAAAUAGGCGCAAAGCACCCCUGAAUGACACCCUGCUGCUAGGUGUUGUCAUUGCGUGCGCUAUCUCUGGACUGAUGGCGUUGAUGGUGGCCGGAAUUUGCUGGUACAGGAUGCGAAGGGAGAUGAAGCUGGCUGAGAAGACAGAUUACCCAGCGUUCAAAGCAUCACCCCCUCCACCCUAUGAGAAGACUUCGCCAGGAGAUAAGAAAUUGGCUCACAAUGCUCAGAUGUAUCAUUACCAGCACCAGAAGCAACAAAUGUUAUCGAUGGGAAAGAAUAAAGAUGAACCUAAACACACAGAUUCCGCUAUGACGUCGGAUGAAGAAAACGAAGAUGGUGAUUUCACAGUAUAUGAAUGUCCCGGUUUAGCUCCGACUGGAGAAAUGGAAGUGAAGAAUCCUCUGUUUGAUGACUCCUCGCACAGUCCCGCUCACAAAACUCCAUAGCAACCUACAUCAAUCUGUCCCUCGUUAGACUUGUUCUACGAAUUAAAAAAAAAAAAAAUACAUUGAAUCCAGUGGAGGAAAUUUUAGGUGAAAAAAAAAAGUGGAAACUGGAAACCCCAUCAAUCUUUGAGAAGAACUAAAACCCAACCUGUUACAAGGUUUCUUAUAACCUGAGACUGUUAAAAAGACGGGGUGUUUCUGUAGUUGGAAAUCAGACAUUUCUCUGUCUCCUGCCUUGAAUAAAUGGUCUCUGGACAAACUGGAAGACGCCAGGCAGAUCAGCUAUUUUAUUUUUCUUAUCUUAUAAAUCUGUCAAUGUCCAAGUUUAAACAAUCCACAUGUACACGUUUAUAGUUUAAUAUCACAACAAAGGUUUAACAUCCGAGGGAAGGCAUGAAUUGGAAGAUAGGUUUACAUGAAAAUCCUGACUCUAAAGGCGGGUGUAUGCAUUUUCCUCCUUAAAAAUAUAAUAUUUGCACUUUUCACACUUUAAGGAUUUCUGUUGGCUUAUAGAGACUGUUGAUUAUUGGUAAACCAUUUAUUAAGCUCUGUCCUUCCCAUCGAAGGAUUAAAACGUACAGAAACGUUUUGCACAAAAUCCAUUCUAAAUUAGCUGCUGACAUGUUACCCCUUUUAUGUAUUUUGAGGGGGGUUCUCUAUUCCAAAUGUUUAAACCCUGGACCUUGGUUAUUGUACAUAUUUGGUCGUCUAAGCAGACUCGCUUGGUGUAUGAAUCAAUUCAGUUCUCUUCUCACUGCAAGGAAAAUGAAAUAACCUUGUCUGAUAAUUUAACACCAAAAUGGAAGGUUUAGUUAGCAGAAGGUGGGAUUGUGGACACCGCAUCUUCUGAUGAGAAUCUUUAUUUUGUUAUUAACGAUGGAUCGCAUGUCCAGUUCUUAACUAGCAGAAACAUUACAAAUUAAAAACAUACAUUCCAAAAUAAUCACUUUAAAGCAAGGAGAGACAGACAUGUGGAUGUUUUAGAACCAACUUUUAUUUUCACAAGCUAAAUUAUACCGCAUAAAUAAAAGACUUGUGCACAAAUCAAAUACCUGUUAAUCGCUAUACAAAACAAUUGAUUAGUUCAUGUUCUGAUGAGCAAAUCGAUUCGUUCUACGCUUCGCACAAGUCUAAUAAAUAUGGAAGAAUUUUAUUGACUAGCUGCAUUUUUAAUUUUUUAAUUUUAUUUUUUAUUUUAUAUAAAUAAUUGCAAUUCAGCAUUCCACAGCUUGUCCUCCGCAAUUCGGGCUUCCUUCUAUGCAGUUCCAUUUUAGUAAAUAUUAGGAAUGUUGGACAAACUUAAACAGUGACUAAUCCCGUGUGAUUCAUACUAGUGCUUUUCACUACACUUGCAUCCAUGAUCUGUUGUCUGCUAGACUUGUGCACAGAUUCUUUUCAGAAUCAAAUGCCUCUUAAUGGAUACGUCAGAAUCCACGGGUACGUCCUGGAUGGAUAGAUCCGUUCAGGUGCAGGCUAAAAGUCGAUAAAUUUAUACCACCUGAACAAGUGUCUUACCCGCUUAGUGCAGUCACAGACAGAUUUUAUUUAAUUAAUCAUCUGGGGCUGUUACUGGGAUUAUCGUUUAUGGCUGAUUAAAGUAAUUACUUCCAUCUGGCAUGCCAUAAGAAAAAAUAAUUAAUAAAUAAUAAAUUGUAGCACAUAUGAGAGUUUUUCAAUAUAAUACAAAUUAAAAUAACAAACCACUCCGACUUAAAAGAAUGAUUUGAUUAAAAUAUUUGGAAAGAAAAUUAAUUCCAACUCUCUGUUUUCUGAACUCAGCUCCCUUAUAAAAUUGCAAUGUAUUGACAUCCCUUCAAAUGAAUGAAUCUACUCAAUAUCCCAGUAUUUGUCCUUAACUAACACAAGAUAUAUAUAUUUAUCUCUGUAAAUUAUUUUAUUUGUGAAUAAUGUAAAAAUGCAGGAGGUGGUGCACGAUAUUCUCAGACAGCUUAUUUUAGAGUAAAACGUCUUUAGUUUUCUCUUUAUCCCCUACAUUCACAUUGAAAGAUCUAUUGUGAAUUGAUCACUAGUGGUUAGAAUUCAAUAAGCCAUCACCAGGCGUCAAACUUGGCUGAUUGGACUUCACAUCGUUUACACAAUAUUAUCAGAUCUGUUGUAAAGUACAUAAUCUGGCUAUAACCGUGUAGUAUACAAACUUUGGAUUUAACCCCCUUAUACAUUUCAUCUCUCAGUCCUCGUGGGUAAAGGCUCUCCAACAGUCUCAAAAACUCAGUUAUUGGCCCAGGUACUGUGAUUUGUAAUUGACCUGAAAUACCACCAAUAAGUGGUCCAUGACUUUCAACCACUGUCUUCUGCAUUAUGUCCCUUCACUGUGCACUAUACUGAGACAAUUACUUAGAAUGGGGAUCUAUGGUAUUUGCUAGAUUUCGAUUCACAUUGUUUUCUCAGAAUUGUGAGGUUUGCCUGAUGUUUGAAAUUAUAUUUAAAUGUCCAGAGAUUACCUAGUGGUAAAAAAAUGACAUGGAUGACUGUUUUAAUUCUGUACAAUUUGAAAAUCGGGUCGGGACUCAACCCUACAAAUUUGCAUGUUCGUACAAACCAAAUCCCCCAGCCUCAGAUUUUGUUGACAUACAACUCUCAGGAACUGAGCCAACAGGAGGCUUGCAGAAGAUGCUGAGGUUGUUAAGAAAGAAAGAAAAAAAAAAACAAGGUCACCAACCUUAAAUCCAUUUCUACCCCUCACUCAUUGACCAAGUUUCUCGGGAAAUCCAUCGAGAACUUUGACUUGUUGAGGGAAUCAAAUGGAACCAAUCAAAAACUAAAACCAAAGCUUGAAAUGAUUUACAAACACAUGUAAACAUUGUCUGUGUUCUGUUUUUAAAACUGUGACACCUUCUCUGUCGGUUAGUUUGAUCCUGGUGUUUUAUUAAAAUCAAUAUCUUACUAUUA
Molecule: messenger RNA, 3846 nt
Organism: Pelobates fuscus (common spadefoot toad)
Lineage: Eukaryota; Metazoa; Chordata; Amphibia; Anura; Pelobatidae
Gene: NPDC1
Product: neural proliferation, differentiation and control 1
Exons: 9
Coding region: 88-936 (282 amino acids)
Cellular component (GO): membrane
Source: RefSeq, a predicted model, not a curated record